Molecule: messenger RNA, 489 nt
Organism: Pyricularia pennisetigena
Lineage: Eukaryota; Fungi; Ascomycota; Sordariomycetes; Magnaporthales; Pyriculariaceae
Exons: 1
Coding region: 1-489 (162 amino acids)
Molecular function (GO): toxin activity
Source: RefSeq, a predicted model, not a curated record
AUGGUCCGCCAAAUCUUUCAACUGAGCUUGCUGGUAUCCAUUGCAGCUGCUAUCCCAGCCGUCAUCUACCGGGGCGACUCUCGCAGCCCCGAGACCAUUGAGGCAGAUGGCGGUUUCCGCUGUCGAGGCGACUCCUUCGGCGAGCCCAAAAACAGCUCCAUGAGCUAUCAUCAGCACGUCAUGAUGGAGCCCGGAAACCCCGGAUAUAACAACGACCCGUGGAUCUCAACAUCCAGCAACUACAGUUGGAUUGUGGGCUAUUUCGGACGACAUUUCGAAGGCAACACGACUUGGAUUUACCACAUCAAUACGACUGAUCUCCCAAACGCUGUCGAUAUCAGCGAGGCAUACAAAGCAGAUGGAAAAGAAUACAGCAAGCCUGACGAGGCAGAAAUUGCAGUAAAAGACAUCAUCCCUUGGUCUAAUAUCAUAGAGUGGGACAAAUACCACAUAAGUGAGGACGGCACACGGAAAGAUCGGAUAGACUAA